Molecule: messenger RNA, 699 nt
Organism: Penaeus monodon (black tiger shrimp)
Lineage: Eukaryota; Metazoa; Arthropoda; Malacostraca; Decapoda; Penaeidae
Product: splicing factor 3A subunit 2-like
Exons: 3
Coding region: 1-699 (232 amino acids)
Source: RefSeq, a predicted model, not a curated record
AUGGUCUAUGCAAAUGAACCUGCAUAUGGAUGUCCUAUAACCGAUCACCACAUGAGAUAUAAGUUAAGUAGACAGCCUACAAAAACCAACCCCAUCGCACCAGAAACCAACCCCAUCGCACCAGGAACCAACCCCAUCGCACCAGAAACCAACCCCAUCGCACCAGAAACCAACCCCAUCGCACCAGAAACCAACCCCAUCGCACCAGAAACCAACCCCAUCGCACCAGGAACCAACCCCAUCGCACCAGAAACCAACCCCAUCGCACCAAAAACCAACCCCAUCGCACCAGAAACCAACCCCAUCGCACCAGAAACCAACCCCAUCGCACCAGAAACCAACCCCAUCGCACUAGAAACCAACCCCAUCGCACCAGAAACCAACCCCAUCGCACCAGAAACCAACCCCAUCGCACCAGAAACCAACCCCAUCGCACCAGAAACCAACCCCAUCGCACUAGAAACCAACCCCAUCGCACCAGGAACCAACCCCAUCGCACCAGAAACCAACCCCAUCGCACCAGAAACCAACCCCAUCGCACCAGAAACCAACCCCAUCGCAACAAAACACCGUCGGGCUUCCCGUACUCUCACUCCUCUUGCGUCGCUCCUUAUCAAACAUUCACGCGAGCCUCAUCAUGCCCAGGGAAAAAUUCAUGGGGAUCCGAUAGCCCUAGGGAUAUGUGCUCCGGCGUCGUAA